This is a messenger RNA of Dracunculus medinensis (Guinea worm), 603 nucleotides long. Lineage: Eukaryota; Metazoa; Nematoda; Chromadorea; Rhabditida; Dracunculidae. The record is from the annotation of a GenBank genome assembly.
AUGAUUUUCGCUGGCAAUUUUGAAUUUCAGUAUACAAAGAUUAACGGUAGUAUCUACAAGCAGUCUGAAGAGGGAAGGAUUCCAGUAACUGUAGUCAUGCUGACCAGUCACCCUGAAUUGGAUUUCAAAUAUUUAAAAAAAGUUGAGAAAAAUGCUCCUUAUGAAGCUAAUUAUAUCUACGAUGCGAGGGAAUAUUGGAAGUUAAAAACGCCUCAGCUUCAUGUUGUUAUACAUAAGACAAACUCGAAUUCAAUGCCUGGUGUUAUCAAAUUUAUGAUUCCUCUUAAAAAGAUAAACCUAACGGAAAUCACGAAAUACAUUAAAACAGCGAGAAUAAUUGAACGAGAAAUUAUAUCACCAAAUAUUGAUAAAAUAUUAUGUUCAGAAGGUCAACAAGUAAUUUUAAUGAAUACAAUUUUCGGUAAAUUCAAAUCUUCGACAAUGUAUGUUGCCGGAAUCAGCGGAAAUUUCUCGCUAAACUCAACGGAAGACAAAUCUAUUGAUUUAAAUAAAUCUGUGGCUCAUGAUAUAUUAAAUCCUAUUUCAUGUGAUCUUAUGUUUGGCGCGACUUUCGAUAAAUUCAAAUCAACAAAACUUAUAUAA